ACAGAUUGUUACUGUUUGGCAAUGAAGCUCGUUGUGACAUUGUUAGUCUUAUCACUAACUGUUUCGGUCGGUGAAAAAAAUAAAUUGAGUCCCAGGAUCGCCGGGGGCUAUAGGGCCAAGACCUUUACAAUCAUAUACCUAGUUGGAAUCGUCUUCUUCAAAAGUCAAACUUCAUCCCUGAACUACGGAGCCGGCACCAUCAUUUCGAAUCAAUGGAUCCUUACAGUCAAGACUGUUUUAAAAUAUAGCUACAUUGAAGUCCACCUCGCAUCAAGAAGAUCGUAUAGGGGCUUUGACAUCAUAAGGAUCUACAGGGAAAACUUCCGCUUUCAUUAUGACAAGGACCAUGUAAUUGCCCUGGUUAAGUGUCCCUACCAAAAGUUUGAUCGUCGAAUGGGUCGUGUUCGCGUUCCAGCUUAUGAUGCAAGAUUCGAUCGAUACGUGGGAAAUAUGACCGUGGUCUGUGGCUACGGAACUGAAAAACGACAUGCUAAGCUGCCCGAAUGGAUGCGUUGCAUAGAAGUGGAAGUCAUGACGAACACGGAAUGCGCCAAAUACUAUACCCCAUUGAAAUGGUAUGAGAUGUGCACCUCCGGCGAGGGUUUUAAGGGAGUUUGUGAGGGCGACAUUGGUGGUGCGGUGGUCACAAUGGGGCCAAGUCCAACCUUCAUUGGCAUCAUAUGGCUCAUGCCGGAAAACUGCAGCAGUGGUUAUCCUUCGGUACACAUUCGCGUCAGCGAUCACAUAAAGUGGAUAAAGUAUGUAUCCGGAGUGGGAUUCUAACAAAGAUGUACAUUUUAAUAAUGCUGCCCAUAAAGUAAACAGAAAAAUAAA
Messenger RNA from Drosophila mauritiana, 834 nucleotides. RefSeq names its product serine protease 1 (gene sphinx1). The record is from RefSeq and is a predicted model, not a curated record. Gene Ontology annotation, biological process: proteolysis. NCBI's taxonomy places the organism in Eukaryota, Metazoa, Arthropoda, Insecta, Diptera, Drosophilidae. Gene Ontology annotation, molecular function: serine-type endopeptidase activity. The transcript has 2 exons. Bases 22 to 783 code for a protein of 253 amino acids.